Messenger RNA from Astyanax mexicanus (Mexican tetra), 1930 nucleotides. RefSeq names its product B cell linker (gene blnk). Lineage: Eukaryota; Metazoa; Chordata; Actinopteri; Characiformes; Acestrorhamphidae. The record is from RefSeq and is a predicted model, not a curated record. The transcript is spliced from 25 exons. Gene Ontology annotation, biological process: cell surface receptor protein tyrosine kinase signaling pathway; intracellular signal transduction. The coding region runs from base 62 to 1600 and encodes 512 amino acids.
CCUGUCCGGCAGUUCCUGUCAGAGCAGUUCACGCAGCGUUAGUGGAGUAGCCGAGGCUGAGAUGAGUCUGCCGACCAGGGAGCAGUUUGAGGACUGGGGUCCGGCUCAGGUGGCCCUUUUCCUGACUCAGAACAAGAUGCGAGAGUGUGCUUUAACAGUACAGAGGAUGAAGAUUGAUGGCCGCUGGUUUCUGAAUCUCUCUGACACAGACCUGAACAAGUUCAGCCCCAUGCAUCGACCGCAGCUCCAGAAAAUCGUCCAAGACAUCAAAAAGAAUGACGACAGUAUUUUCAACAGACUAAAAAGGUUUCAGAGUGAACAGACAGCUAAUAUUCUCAAAACUGGCAGAAACACAUUGGACCGAAUAAAAAACAAAGGACCUCCAAAAGUACCUGCGAGAGACUAUCCUGGUGAUAACCAGGAGGCUGAGUGGUCUGGAUCAGAUUUUGACAGUGAUGUGUAUGAAGACCCACAAGGUGACCAUGAUGAUAGCUAUGAGCCUCCUCCCUGUGAAAGAGCCUUCCCUCAUGUUCCAUCCAUCAGCUACCCAGCUGUGGGAGACUACGUGGACAAAUGUCCUGGUCGACCAAUGCAGGCAAAACCAGCCAGGCUCCUCCUGUCAGCCAAACCUCCAGUUCGUGAGAAGCCAAACCAGGCAGCAAAAGAUGAUGAAGACUACAUUGAUCCCAAGGACGACGUAGAAGAAGAUAAUUAUAUUGAUCCUUCUGAAAAAGACCCUCAUACAAACAAAGGAACCCAACUAGGCAUUCCAAGACGUUCCCACAGUCCAGAUGUCUAUGAGGUUCCUGACACAGAGGAUUCCCCACCCAGUAGUAGGUGCAACACAAAGCGUCAACCGCCCGCCAUGAGGCUGCCUCCUAAACCCAGUCCCAGAUUAAAUAUAAAGAAGCCAGUUUCCUGUCUGGAGCCAGAGGGAGAGGAUGACUAUGAAGUCUGCAAUACUGAUGAGUCCCCAACAUCAUCUAUGCCAAGUUUAGCGGAAAGGCCAGAGAAGAAAUCUGCAGAAGACAGACGGCCAUCCAUCCCUGUACCACUGCCAAGAGACCAGAAAUUUCCCAAGCCAUCAUUUUUUCAGAAAACAAGCAACUCUACACGAGAUCAUGAAGCUUCACCAAGCCCUGUGACUCCAGGAUUUUAUCGUGCCAAGAUGUCUCUGCCUCGUGAGCUCCCCCAGCAGAAGCCUUCAGCAGCAGAGGACAGUGGAGCUAGACAGCAGGAAGAGGAGGCUGGUGUGUAUAAGAGGCCCUGGUACGCCAGCACCUGCGACCGCAAAACAGCAGAGGACGCUCUGAUCCGAUCAGCCAAGGAUGGGUCUUACCUGGUGAGAAAGAGCUCGGGUGUUGAUGCUCUGCAGCCCUACACCCUGGUCGUGUUUUACAACGGCAGAGUGUAUAACAUCCCAGUGCGCUACAUUCCCAACACAAAGCAGUUCGCCCUCGGCAAGCAGAAGAACGGAGAGGAGAGGUUUAAUAGUGUUUCUGACAUUAUUGAGAACCACCAGAAGAACGCACUUGUGUUGGUGGACACACAGAGCAACACCAAGGACUCCACUAAGCUGAAGCAUGCUGUGAAGCUGUGAGAAAGGACUGGAAUUCUCUACAACAUCCUGGAACAUCUCAACCACAGCAGCAGCAUUUAAUAUUCAGAUAUCAUUCAUCAACCUACUGACAGUACAGGACUGCGGAAAAACAAUACUGAUCAAACCAAUGCAAUAAUUUGGCCAGUAAAAGUGUUUAAUGUAUUAAUAUUUUAAUGGUAUUGUUUGUAUAUUUUGUUUAUUUUAAGGGACAUUAAGUAAAAGAAAUCCCAAGUAUUUUUAAGUGUAAAUAUGGAAUAUUUCAUUUGUAAGUAUUCUUUAUUGUUGGUUUGUUACUAAACAUGCAGCUGUCCUGCAAUGAUCAAACAGCAA